UAUUAAACCAUCAGUACUUUCCGUGCAUCGUUACCGAACGUACGUUGUAAAUCAUAGUUGACUUUUUUCGUCGUUAAACGCUGAUAUCAUCGCGUCAGUAUACAACAGAUAUUGAAGAACACCACAAGAUGCUCACGGUUACAUUGGCUCUGUCUCUCCUUGGUAUUGUUGGUGCCCAAGUUCCGAGCCUUGGUUUCUGUCCUAAUGUGGAAACAAUUCCCACUUUUGAGGUCGAAAAGUACACCGGGAAAUGGUACGAGCAAUUUCGAUAUUUCGCAAUUUUUGAACUUGGCGGCAAAUGUGUUACCGCCAACUAUUCUUUGAACGACGAUGGAACGGUCAAAGUUGUCAAUGCCCAAGUUAACUCCUUAACUGGAAGUCCGAGUAGUAUCGAGGGUUCAGCUAGAAUAGUGGACGCCAACGAUCCCGGAAAAUUAGAAGUCCGUUUCUCAUUAUCACCAGUGAAAGGCUCCUAUUGGAUAUUGGAUACUGAUUAUGAGUCGUACUCAGCUGUUUGGAGUUGUCAAGGUUUUCUCAUUGCAAACACCAAGUUUGCCUGGAUCUUGACGAGAGAUCGGAAUCCUUCAGAGGCCGUCAUCGAUAAAGCGAAGGACGCUUUCCGAAAAUAUGGCAUAAACGUCGAUCUGUUUCAAAAGACCAAUCAAGUGGAUUGUUAGUUACCACUGGCAUUUGUUGAGGAAUCUGUGGAUAAAAAUAAAAAUGUAACUGUUAUCAUUGCAUCUAACAAAGAUCAAAA
Diachasmimorpha longicaudata is the source of this 757-nucleotide messenger RNA. RefSeq names its product apolipoprotein D-like. The transcript has 4 exons. The coding region runs from base 129 to 677 and encodes 182 amino acids. Gene Ontology annotation, biological process: lipid metabolic process; response to reactive oxygen species; tissue regeneration. Gene Ontology annotation, cellular component: cytoplasm. Gene Ontology annotation, molecular function: lipid binding. The record is from RefSeq and is a predicted model, not a curated record. NCBI's taxonomy places the organism in Eukaryota, Metazoa, Arthropoda, Insecta, Hymenoptera, Braconidae.